This is a messenger RNA of Cynara cardunculus var. scolymus (artichoke), 1153 nucleotides long. Its product is annotated as heavy metal-associated isoprenylated plant protein 37-like. The transcript is spliced from 3 exons. NCBI's taxonomy places the organism in Eukaryota, Viridiplantae, Streptophyta, Magnoliopsida, Asterales, Asteraceae. Bases 53 to 1063 code for a protein of 336 amino acids. The record is from RefSeq and is a predicted model, not a curated record. Gene Ontology annotation, molecular function: metal ion binding.
UUGCAUCCUUCUUUUUACUAUUCUGAAACACCCCAAAACACCAUUCAAGAAAAUGACCAAAGAUGAAGACUUCAAGCUCCUCAAGAUCCAGACAUGUAUUCUGAGAGUGAACUUGCACUGUGAUGGUUGCAAGAACAAAGUCAAGAAAACCCUUCAGAGAAUUGAAGGUGUAUAUCAAGUGAGCAUAGAUGCAGAGCAGCAGAAGGUGACAGUUUCAGGAAGUGUAGACGCUGCAACUUUGAUAAAGAAACUUGUGAAAGCUGGUAAACAUGCUGAAAUGUGGUCAAACCAGAACCAAAGUCAAAGUCAAAGUCAAAGUCAAAAUCAAAAUCAAAAUCAAAUUCAAAAAGGUUGUAUGAAAGAUGACAAGAAAACCAAAACCCAGAAAGAAGACUUCAUCAAAUCCCCUGAUUCCUUAAAAAAGCAGCAAAAGAAUCAAUCUUUGACCUCUGAGGAAGUUGAUGCUUCUUUUGAAGAUGAUGAGGAUUUGAGGUUUCUGAGAGGCAAAGCAAACCAGAUGGGUUUUCUGAAACAGAAUCAACAGCAAAAACAGCAAGAAUCUGCAAACAAUAAUCCAAGAAACUCCAAAAACAAAAGUCAACCCACCGAUGGAAAUGGUAAGAAAGGUCAGAAUUUGGGAGGGCAAAAGGGUAAUUCUGUGAAUUUGAACGAGGGCAAAAGGGUAAAUGAGUUGAGCUCCAUGACGAAUGGUGGUAUUAGAGGGUUUGAAAUGCCUCAGAACAGUGGACUAGCAAUGGCGGCUGCCGCUGGCGGUGGUGGUGGUCAACACAUGAUGUUGACCAUGAAUGGGGUAGGGUACAACCAGCAGCAGCAGGAAGAGUACAACCACCCUGCUGCAUCAAUGAUGAUGAACCUUCAGAACAGGCAAGCAAUGCAGCAGCAGAUGAUGAUGAUGAACCAGAGGUCUCCUGUGAUGCCACCCACCAUUGGGCAUUGCUACUACAAUUACAAUUACAAUACUGCCCCUUACACUUACAAUGAGCCACCUCAUGGCUACUACUACACUAGUGAUGAGAACACAAGCAGCUGUUCAAUCAUGUGAGGGGCAAAAGUGGAAAAAGAUUAGAUCUUUUUGAAAGUAUUUGUGUUAAAAGAAGUUUGAUUUAAUGUAACUGUGGAUGUUUUUGGUGGA